AUGCCUACUUUUACCGACGAGCUCUUUCCUGAACACGAGCCGUUCGAGCACAACGACCCAGCACUUCGUGCAGACCCGAAGCUCCCCAAUCUCAUCAACAAGAGCACCAUAGCUCGGGACGUGACACCUCUGUUCGGCACGGAACUCCACAAUGUGCAGCUUACCGAGCUUACGCCUGCCGGUCUCGACGAGCUGGGCCUUCUCGUUGCUCAACGAGGAUUUGCAGUUUUCCGUGGGCAGAACUGGAAGGACGCUGGAUUCAAGAAGCAGCUCGAUAUUGCUAGGCACUUUGGUCCACUGCACAAACACCCCGUCCAGCCUCGCCCGGCAACAGAAACAGAGAUAGCCGUGAUCUACCAGUCUGCUGCUGAUGUUCGCCGAAUCAAUUACUGGGGGGACCGAGUUUCCGGCGUGAACUGGCAUGCGGAUCAGACUCAUGAGAGGCAGCCUCCAGGUGUCACCUUUUUUGGCGUCUUGGAAAACCAAGGCUGGUCCGGAGGCGACACUAUCAUGUCCGAUUCGGUGCAAGCGUUUGCCAGGCUCUCGCCAGUCAUGCAGAACGUCCUCAUCGGGCUUGAAGGAGUUCACUCUAGCAACGCGCUUACUAAGAAGGCCAAGGAAGACGGCACCUCUCUCCGUCGAGAAGCUGUCAAUACUCUUCACCCUUUGAUCACAAAGCAUCCGGUCACUGGCGACAAGAUACUCUUCGUCAAUGAAGUCUUCACCACCUCCAUCAACGGCAUGAAGAAAGAAGAGUCUGAAAACCUUCUCAAGUUCUUGUUCAACUAUGUCGCUCGCGCGGCUGAUACCCAAGCACGUGUCAAGUGGGAAGAGGGGACUGUCGUAGUCUGGGACCAGAGGCGAGCACAGCAUACGGCAUUGCUGGACACGCCCCCAGGAAAGCGACGACAUAUGAUAAGGAUCACGCCGUUGGCCGGAAAGCCGAUACCGGCAACGAAAGAGGCGUAA
Cryptococcus amylolentus CBS 6039 is the source of this 969-nucleotide messenger RNA. RefSeq lists its product as hypothetical. Lineage: Eukaryota; Fungi; Basidiomycota; Tremellomycetes; Tremellales; Cryptococcaceae. Bases 1 to 969 code for a protein of 322 amino acids. Gene Ontology annotation, molecular function: 2-oxoglutarate-dependent dioxygenase activity. The record is from RefSeq and is a predicted model, not a curated record. Gene Ontology annotation, cellular component: cytoplasm. The transcript has 8 exons.